AUUAGGGAUUUAAUUGGAAACUGCAGUUUAAGAUAGGUCCUAGUAAAAAUUGACCAUUUGCCCAGAAACUCUCAAUGUUCGCACCCGCAAAAUAGCUGCCUGCUUCACUGACUUCACUCGAGUUUUAUGUGAUAAGCGAAGAUCACCCUUGUAAAACCCUAGCAAGUAGCAGCAACAAAUUACGCGCCCCAGCGCACUCCUCUUCGCUAUUAUCGAGUAACAAUGGCAGGAUCAGCUACAGCAGCCUCCACAGAUGGUAAUGGUGGGGAAGAGGUAUCGUUGAAAGAUAAAGGCAAUGAAUUCUUCAAAGCUGGAAACUAUCUCAAAGCUGCAGCUUUAUAUACUCAGGCCAUCAAGCUUGACCCUUCAAAUCCCACUCUCUAUAGCAAUCGUGCUGCUGCAUUUCUGCAAUUGGUUAAGCUUAACAAAGCGCUUGCUGACGCUGAGAUGACAAUCACAUUGAAUCCGCAAUGGGAAAAGGGAUAUUUCAGGAAAGGGUGUGUAUUAGAAGCCAUGGAACGGUAUGAUGAUGCGUCGGCUGCUUUUCAGACAGCUUUAAAAUACAAUCCACAGAGUUCUGAGGUAUCAAGAAAGAUUAAGAGGAUAUCCCAAUUAGCAAAAGAGAAAAAACGAGCUCAAGAAGUGGAGAGCAUGAGGUCUAAUGUUGACUUGGCAAAGCACUUCGAUAAAUUGAAAUCUGAAAUGUCUGAAAAGAUUGGAUCUGAAGAAUGUUUGAAAGAAAUUUUCUCUUUCCUUGUUGAGACAAUGGAGAUGGCUGUAAAAUCAUGGCAUGAAACUUCUAAAGUUGAUCCUAGAGUCUACUUUCUUCUUGAUAAGGAAAAGACGCAAAGUGAUAAAUAUGCUCCAGCUGUUAAUAUUGAUAAGGCCUUUGAAUCACCCCAUACACACAGCAGCUGUUUCACAUUUCUUAGGCAGUAUGCCGAGGAGUCAUUCUCAAAAGCAGCUUGCUUAGUGGCACCUAAGAGUAUCAUAUCUUAUCCACAGGUUUGGAAAGGUCAGGGAUCAAGGAAGUGGAAGCAUGGGCAACAUGAUGGCUUCUUUGUUCAAUUUGAGUCGCCUUGCUUGCGAAAGUUAUGGUUUAUUUCCAGUACCAACGAGAAGGGGCAAACACUGUGCAGGGAUCCAGAGAUGCUAGACAUUAGUGCACAUGAAGUAUUUCCGCGCUUGUUCAAAGAGAAGCUGCCCAAUUCCUAGUGCAUUUAAUUAUUUUCUUUGGCAUCUUCAACAGAGGACUCAGAAUGCGCACUUUAACAGGAAGUUGCAUGUGAAAAGAAAAAAGACAGUGCCAGUCCAUGUUUUGCCUUGACUUGUAACUGAGCUCCUGGUUAGGUGUUGUAAGCAUUUUAAAGAGGUGCUUUUUAUUCUCCAGUGUGCGUGUAUUCAAUUUUUUUAAGCUGGUUUUUUGGAGUUAAUGCAUUUCUUUCUUUCCGAGUAUUGUAUUGGCAAGUAGGGUUUGACCCUUGUAUUGAAUGGGUUAUUCCCCACCCUGAAUAUUAAAUGAUAGCUUUCAUGUAGCAGAAGCUUACAGCUGCUUGCUGCAAUUUAAUUAAUUGGCUUUUCAUUGUUUGAAA
Molecule: messenger RNA, 1592 nt
Organism: Ricinus communis (castor bean)
Lineage: Eukaryota; Viridiplantae; Streptophyta; Magnoliopsida; Malpighiales; Euphorbiaceae
Product: hsp70-Hsp90 organizing protein 1
Exons: 8
Coding region: 223-1215 (330 amino acids)
Molecular function (GO): Hsp90 protein binding
Source: RefSeq, a predicted model, not a curated record